Molecule: messenger RNA, 1403 nt
Organism: Ciona intestinalis (vase tunicate)
Lineage: Eukaryota; Metazoa; Chordata; Ascidiacea; Phlebobranchia; Cionidae
Source: RefSeq, a predicted model, not a curated record
CGAAAGAGAACGGAAGAAGAAGGCAAAUAAAAAGGGGCGUUUCGCACACACACGCACGCACACAGGAAUGAGCGCUACAGUAUUUUAUUUUUUACACUUCGUUGUAGUUUCUGUUACUAUUUUGCUUUUGGAAAUGUGUAAAGUUCAUUUAUGUGAAUAAUUAAAUAGAAUUGUAAAAUUAAAAUACUUAGGACACAAAGUUAUAUUGUUUUAAGUAUUCUUAUGCAGUAGUAAUGUGGGCUCCAACUCUGAUUUGUUUUUUACUACUUUUGUGUAGCUUAUGUUACCAAACACAAAUUGAUAUUUUUAUGAAAAAAAAAAGAUAUUUUUGAUAAAAAGACACAAAUUAUUAUUUCAUAAAAAAAUCAAGGUUUCCAAUGAAUGGGCGAAUAAAAACAACACAAAUGAAAGUUAGUUGUUUGAUGCAAGCUACUUUGGGUUGUAUGAAUAUACAAGACUUUGCUCUAUCACAAGAUGUGACAAGAAUAUUCAGAAAUGCAGUUCGUGUUGCUCGUUGUUUGGUGGAACUCCUUAUGUUGAAAGAUGAUUUUAAAUCUUUGUUCAAUGCUGCGGUGUUGUCUAAAUGUAUAAAGGCAAGACUAUGGGAAAACUCAAGAUAUGUGACAAAGCAACUUACGAACAUCGGAGCUACUUUAUCAUCUGCGCUGGCAAACGCUGGAGUCUCAACAUUUUCACGAGCACAUGAGAUGAAUCCUCGUGAAUUGGAACUCAUCGUGAAUCGUCAUGCACCAUUCGGCAAUCACAUGCAUGAUGCAAUAACUCACCUACCACAAUAUGAAGUGCGAGUGGAACAGAGCAAUAAACAUGGAACAACUGAAUGUACGAUCACUAUACAAGUGCUGUUAAAGAAUGCACAAGAUGUUAAGGUGAAGUCAACAGCGGGGAAGAAACAUACAUGUCUGCUGCUUGUUGGUGAUGCCGACAACAAAGCAUUACUUAGACAGAAGAUAUCGGACACAUUGUUAAUAUCAACCAACGACAAUAUGUGGAUUCGUAAUAUUAAUGUGACGCGUGCAUUGAAAGGAGACGAACUGAGUGUCAACCUUAUCAGUUUAGAAUGGGUUGGUUUAGAUGUUGAAAGCACGUACACCCCAUACUAUCUGGGACCACGCAGAAUGGUUGCCACCACCUCAGCUAUUGUUAAUAACUCUAACACACAAUCUCGCUAUUUUGAAAAGAAAAAAAAACCAUGUCGUCAUCAAUGUAGCAACAAGCGUAUGUGUGCGCACGACUGCUGUAAAGUGGGACUACCUGAAGACAAUGUUGGUGUAGUGGAAAACCAUGCAAGUUUUAUCAAGAAAAUAAUAAAUACACCCAACAAGCAAGUACCACAGGUGUGUUGCUUUAUUUUUACACUUAAUGUUUAAUAUGUAAAUAUAACU